This is a messenger RNA of Cajanus cajan (pigeon pea), 2069 nucleotides long. Its product is annotated as protein disulfide-isomerase. NCBI's taxonomy places the organism in Eukaryota, Viridiplantae, Streptophyta, Magnoliopsida, Fabales, Fabaceae. Gene Ontology annotation, cellular component: endoplasmic reticulum. The record is from RefSeq and is a predicted model, not a curated record. Gene Ontology annotation, biological process: response to endoplasmic reticulum stress; protein folding. Gene Ontology annotation, molecular function: protein disulfide isomerase activity.
GAAUUACGAGGUGGUUACUUACAUUUAACUCUUAAGGCAGAGAGGCAUUUUAUUCGGGGCGCAAAAGAAAACAUAAAAGGCAAACACGUCGUUGUGACAAGAAGAAUCGAAUGAGAUUACGCCACGUAUGAGAGAGUAGCAGCGUGGGAAGCAUGGGUUCGCUAUACGUAUUGUAGCCAAUACCAGAAUUCCAAAUCCGCUGUUUGCUGCUCCUCCUACAAACAAAACUACAAAUGUAACAAAAACCUCUUUCCGAGUGUCUCUGUCUACAAGUGAAAAAAAAUUGAAAGCUUUUCUUCUUCCGUUCCGUGUGAGAUGGGUUGUUGUAGGAUUUGGAUUUGGUUCCUCUUUGUGUUGGCGGUGGUGUCGCUUCCUUCUAGAAUCUCCGGUGAAACAUGGGAGGCUGUUCUGACAUUGGAUCACUCCAACUUCUCCCACACUGUCAGCAAGCACAAUCUCAUCGUCGUCCAGUUCUACGCGCCAUGGUGUGGCCGCUGUAAGAAGCUUGCUCCGGAGUAUGAAAAAGCCUCUUCUAUCCUGAGUAGUCAUGAUCCUCCAGUUGUUUUGGCUAAAAUUGAUGCCGAUGAUGAGAAGAACAAAGUCCUUGCAUCGGAAUUUGAUGUUAGGGGAUACCCAACAAUUAAGAUACUUAGAAAUGGUGGAAAGAAUGUUCAAGCCUACAAAGGUCCCUAUGAAGCAGAUGGCAUGGUUGACUAUUUGAAGACACAAACUGGUCCUGCUUCAACUGAAAUUAAAUCUGUUGACGAUGCUACUGCUUUUAUUGGUGAACAUAAAGUUGCUAUUGUUGGAGUGUUUCCAAAAUUUUCUGGGGAGGAACUUGAUAACUUUACCGUAUUAGCAGAGAAGUUGCGUGCUGACUAUGACUUUGGUCACACUCUGAAUGCCAAACACCUUCCAAGAGGAGAAUCAUCAGUCACUGGGCCAAUAGUUAGGUUAUUCAAGCCAUUCGAUGAACUUUUUGUUGACUUCCAGGAUUUCCAUGUGGAAGCUCUAGAGAAAUUUGUUGAAGAAUCUAGUGUCCCUCUUGUGACUGUCUUUAACAAUGAUCUGAGCAAUUACCCUUUUAUUGUCAAAUUCUUCGGCAGUCCCAACGUAAAGGUAAUGUUGUUUAUCAACUUCACUGCUGAAGGUGCUGAAUCUUUCAAAUCAAAAUUCCGAGAAACUUCUCAGCAAUAUAGACAACAGGGUUUAAGCUUUCUGGUGGGAGAUGUUAAGUCUAGUACAGCUCAUUUCCAGUAUCUUGGAGUGAAGGAAGACCAAGUACCUCUAAUUGUCAUACAACAUAAGGACGGGAAGAAAUUUGUUAAACCCAAUUUGGAACCUGAUCACAUUUCAAGUUGGCUCAAGGCAUACAAGGACGGAAAUAUUGCACCUUAUCUGAAGUCUGAACCUAUUCCUGAAGCUAACAAUGAACCUGUUAAAGUGGUUGUUGGGGACAGUCUCCAGGACGUAGUUUUCAACUCUGGGAAGAAUGUUCUGCUGGAGUUUUAUUCUCCCUGGUGUGGUUAUUGCACAGAGUUGGCUCCAAUAUUGGAGGAAGUUGCUGUCUCAUACGAAAGUGAUGCUGAUGUGAUUAUUGCAAAACUGGAUGGAAUUGCCAAUGAUGUCCCAAGUGAAAGCUUUGAAGUGAAAGGUUAUCCAACCGUGUACUUUAAGUCAGCAAGUGGAAAGAUAUCAAAAUACGAUGGCAACAGGACCAAAGAAGACAUCAUAGAAUUCAUUGAAAAGAACCGAGAUAAGCCUGCUCAAAACCAGCAAGAACAAGGAAAAGGGAAAGAAGAGCUUUGAAAGGAAAGAAGCUAAGUGACACGUGACGUGGGAUGUACACUCCUUUGUGUCUCGGAACACAAGUUAGUAAAUCUUGGUGCCAAUGUAAAUUACUUUGCUGAACUUUUAUCUUUUCUGGUUUCCUCUGUAUGUUGUACGGAAUAAAAUUGGAGCUUUUUGUUUGGUGUACUAGAGUUUCAGUGUCGGAAAAGUUGCUAGUGGGACCAGUUAAAUUAGUGAAUGUUUUUAAAUCACCAAUUAGUUUUCAGUGUCUUUGUGUC